Messenger RNA from Plutella xylostella (diamondback moth), 2099 nucleotides. RefSeq names its product La related protein 7 (gene Larp7). Gene Ontology annotation, molecular function: RNA binding. The record is from RefSeq and is a predicted model, not a curated record. Gene Ontology annotation, cellular component: nucleus; ribonucleoprotein complex. Gene Ontology annotation, biological process: RNA processing. Lineage: Eukaryota; Metazoa; Arthropoda; Insecta; Lepidoptera; Plutellidae.
UAAAGUUUGGUUUGUGUUUGUCGAGGUUAUAGGUUGGAUUGGAUUUGAGUAUUUGGAUUUUAUUUACGCUUUGUAAGAUUAGUAGUUAAUACUUUUGGGGCGUAAAGGUGAUUUUAAAUUUCCAGAUCACAAAUACCUACUUACUUUAUUUUAUGAGUUACCCUUGCGACGCGCGCGACCGGUUCAACUUGCCGGUAGCAGUAGCACCAAGGAAACAGUCAUGUCUGAGUCUUCGGCUACAGAAAAUGUCGAUAAGGAACAAGAAGCAAAAGCUGAAACGGCAACCCGUAAACGAACGAGACAUCGUAAGAAGCUCUUAUAUGAAAAGAUCCUAAAACAGAUGGAGUUCUACUUUAGCGACGCGAAUCUAUCUAAAGACAGGCUGCUGAGUAGCUUGAUGAAAGAAGACAUGUUCGUGCCUAUUGAUGUGUUCCUAAAGUUUAAUAAAAUUCGGGCAAUGACUAAUGAUCCCAACCAUAUUGCAAAGGCCAUGAAAAAUUCAACUUUAUUAGAACUGUCGGAUGACAAGACUAAGGUUCGCAGAAAGGUGCCGCUGAUUCCUUAUGACUCUGAUAGCCGCACGGUGUAUGUGGAGUCUAUACCAGUGACGGCUAGCCGGGAGUGGCUUGAGAGGGUCUUCAGUGAAUAUGGAACUGUGGCAUACAUCUCUCUUCCAAAGUUCAAGGAUUCUCAGCGCAUUAAGGGAUAUGCUUUUGUAGAAUUCAAUAGUCCUGAAGAUGCCCAGACCUGUAUAAGUGCAUUUACAAAAAUGGGCUGCAAGUUGCCUACAUGUAUGCCACCAGAAGAACUUUCCUCUAUCAAGACAUUUUCUGUGGUGAAUGCAGAAGGUGCUCCUGUAGUGGACAAUGUGCCUAAAGAAGAUUAUGAACCUCCCAAGAAGAAGUCCAAGAAAGUUAAGGAUAAGAAACUAGUGAAGACUGAGGUGAAGGGGGGGGAGGAGGAACCUGAUGGCAGUGAGAAAAAAGUUGAGACCUCUGCAAAGGAAGAAGCAGUAACUCCAUCAGAAGAAGAAGUGCGGACAACAGAUGCAGAGUCCAAGUACGACAUUAGUCAAGAUGAAGGCAAGACAGAAGGCGACGGGGAAACACCGCGGAAGAAGAAGAGAAAAAAACGAACCAAUAAAGAUAAGAGCAAGACCAAGAGUGGUUUGAAUGACAAGGAGGCUUCGAGAGGCGCCUUGUGGGGCCUGCAGGUGCUGGCCAAGUGUGAGUGGAAGGCGCUCCGCAACAAGUACCUGAACCUGCAGCGGCUCAGCAUGAAGAACCUGAAGCGCGAGCUGCGCAGCCGCCAGCCGCCCGCGCCCGCGCCGCCCGCCGCCGCCACCGCCGCGCCUCAUGAACCAGAGCCUGAACACGAGACAUUUGAAAAGGGGGUAUUUUUGGCUGGAACAUUACCCACCCCUUGCAUUGAACCUAGGGAAACUAAGCAACAGCUCAAAGCCAAUAAACACAUCUUGCACGUAGAGGUGCGAGAGGGACAGAACGAUAUUAUGCUUCGCUUCGACACACCCGCAGCUGCUAACGAGUGGUUGGUGAGUUCGGGUGAGUCGAUCCGCGCGCGGCCGCUGACGGAAGCGGAGGAGGGCGAGGAGCGCGCGCGCUGGCUGCGGGCCCAGACCGCGCCGCACCGCCGCCGCCCCAGGCAGAGACUGCAGGCUCGAGCCGCAGCGUCAGCGAGCGGGCCGGCGCCGCCGCAGCCCACCGCCACGCACAUACGCUUCGACGAGGACGACGCGCACUAGGGACAUCUACAACCCGGACCACUUAACUUGCCACCGCCGACAAGAACCAGACUUCGUGUAAACUAGCUCGGGAGUACCCGGGCCAGGUGCCAAGUUAACAUGCCCGGGUUGCAUGUGUUAUGUUACCUAUAGCGAAACUUAACUCUCCCAGUGAUGCGAAAUGUCCCGGUACGAUGGUGGCCGGUCAGUUACUCAAUGAUCUUAUGAGGAAGUUAUGACCUACUCUGGGAAUUUACUAUAACUGUAAAAAAGUUUUAUAUAGCAUUGUAAUCCACUGUUAUUGAGCAAAUAUGUUCAUAGACGUUGUGAUAUAAUAAAUAAAUGAAAGAUGUGUAAA